AUGGGUUCUCGUGUCUCUAAACAGGUAGAACGGCGAAAGGCGAUUUCGACGGAGAAGAAAACUCUAUGUGAUCUUCACCAAAACUGUGGUGAGGAGUUUCCAGGCUGUGACUACAAGCCUUCAGACAGGAAAAACUGGAUGGCUGGCAUCAACCCUGAGAAAGUUCAUAUAAACAAGAUCGUAUGGCCAGGAACACAUGACUCUGCAACCAACAAGAUUGGAUUUCCAGCCAUCACUAGGCCUUUUGCUCAAUGCCAAUCUUUGUCCAUCUACCAGCAGCUUGUGAAAGGCACCAGGGUUCUUGAUAUUCGAAUUCAGGAGGAUCGCCGCGUCUGCCACGGGAUUCUCCUCACUUACAGCAUAGAUGUUGUGAUCAAUGAUGUCAAGAAGUUUCUAUCCGAAACACAGUCUGAGAUCAUAAUCCUUGAAAUCAGGACUGAGUUUGGACAUGAAGACCCUCCGGACUUUGACAAGUACUUGGUGGAUCAACUUGGAGAGUUUUUGAUCCAUCAGGAUGAGCAUGUCUUUAACAAGACAAUCGCGGAAUUGCUGCCAAGGAGAGUGAUAUGUGUGUGGAAGCCGAGGAAGUCACCUCAGGCCAAGGCAGGGAGCCCUCUGUGGAAUGCAGGGCACUUGAAGGAUAACUGGAUCGACACGGAUUUGCCAUCGACGAAGUUCGAAAGCAAUCUGAAGCAUUUGAGUGAGCAGCCACCAGUUUCAACAAGGAAAUUCUUUUACAGGGUAGAGAACACUGUGACACCUCAGGCUGAUAACCCGGUUUUAUGUGUGAAACCUGUGACCGGUCGGAUUCAUGGAUUCGCAAGGUUGUUCAUAACUCAGUGCUUCUCUAAAGGUGUUGCAGACAGACUGCAAAUCUUCUCCACGGAUUUUAUAGACGAAGAUUUCGUCGAUGCGUGUGUUGCAGCUACAUAUGCAAGAGUUGAAGGGAAAGCCUGA
Molecule: messenger RNA, 957 nt
Organism: Prunus armeniaca (apricot)
Lineage: Eukaryota; Viridiplantae; Streptophyta; Magnoliopsida; Rosales; Rosaceae
Source: the annotation of a GenBank genome assembly